AUGCCAGUAGAUUACAGCAAAUGGGAUGCCCUCGAGCUCAGCGACGACUCCGACAUCGAAGUGCACCCCAACGUCGACAAACGCUCCUUCAUCCGCGCAAAGCAAGCCCAGAUCCACCAAGAGCGCGAGCGGCGGCGCCACCAAAUCAAGACGCUCAAGUACGAGCGCAUCAUCAACGAUGGGCUGAUGCUACGCAUCGACCGGCUGCUGACUGCGCUCAAAUCGCACAAGGCGGUCGCUGCCUCACAGAGUGCCGACGAGCUCGUCUUCCAGGCUCUCAUCGAAUCAGCGGGCGAUCCUGAAGACGACCAGCCGCCCCCGCCGCCCGAGGGUGUGCAUCAGCAUGUCGAUGAGAAACCGACGUAUUCGCGGAUGAUGGCUGCGCUAGUGGAUCAGGUCAAGAAGGCUGUGGAUGAGAAGAGAGAGGGGGAUCGGUACGAGGGGUAUAUCAGGGAGGUGGAGGUGCACAGGAAGAAGGUGGAGGGGCUGCAGAAGGAACUGCUGGCCAAGCUGGCCGAGCUGGAGAGAGAGGAGAAGAGGCAUAUCACCAGCGACGACAUACACGAGGGCUUCAACGUGUCGCAUGUCGACAAGGCGAAACCCCAAGCCACCACCCCAGCCGCGUCCAGCAAAAGCAAACCGGCCGAAACAGUCGAAGUCCUUAACCCCAGCGCCCUGAAGCGCGACACCCUAACCCGCACCGACACCGGCGAGUCCUCCGGCUUCGAGGCCGAUGUCGAAGAAGACGCCACCACCGCCGCCGACGACGACGAAGAGCACAUCGAGCCCACCGGCGAAGGCAAAGAAUUCGGCAAGCUCCCCAUCGGCGACUACCGCGCCUGCCUGCAGUUCAUCUCCACGCACCCCUCCGUGCUCGCCGAGCGCAACACCGACGGCCUGCUCAUCCAAGCCUUCAACGCGCAGCUCGAGGGCAGGGACAACAUGGCGCGACAGUGCGUGCACCAGGCGCUGCUGCUGCAGUAUUGUCGGCAGCUGGGGCGUGACGGCGUGGCGAUGUUCUUCAAGCGCAUCAUGACCAAGGAGCACCAGGCGCAGAAGCUGUUUCUGGACGACGUGCAGAGCACGUAUGCGAAGAUUCGGACGCGCGCGGCGGAGAUCAAGCGCGAGAGGGAGGAGAAUCCCGUCACUCAGGACGUCGAGCAGAUCCAGCUGCAUGCUGUGGACCCGAAUACCUCGAUCAAUAUUGUGGUGCCGCCGGCUGGGGCGGAGGGUGAGGCUGUGAGGGAGGCGAGGAAGAUAUUUGAGGCGUUUCCGCCGGGGCUGCAGAGGGCGUUGGAGACGGGGAAGCUGGAUGAGGUCAACAAGGUCUUGGGUAAGAUGAGCGUUGAGGAGGCGGAGGAGGUCGUUGAGCAGUUGGGUAUGGGCGGUAUGCUGAGCAUUGAGGAGGGCGUUAUUGACGCGACAACUGAGGAGGGUAAGGCGAAGGUCAAGGAGAUUGAACAGACGGGCAAGUAUCCGGGGAUGGUGAGAGAGGAGGACCUGGCUGGAGACCCCGAGUAG
Molecule: messenger RNA, 1521 nt
Organism: Coniosporium apollinis CBS 100218
Lineage: Eukaryota; Fungi; Ascomycota; Dothideomycetes
Exons: 3
Coding region: 1-1521 (506 amino acids)
Biological process (GO): protein folding; protein stabilization
Cellular component (GO): cytoplasm
Molecular function (GO): protein-folding chaperone binding; protein kinase binding; heat shock protein binding
Source: RefSeq, a predicted model, not a curated record